Molecule: messenger RNA, 2340 nt
Organism: Chionomys nivalis (European snow vole)
Lineage: Eukaryota; Metazoa; Chordata; Mammalia; Rodentia; Cricetidae
Gene: C6H5orf52
Product: chromosome 6 C5orf52 homolog
Exons: 3
Coding region: 1-516 (171 amino acids)
Source: RefSeq, a predicted model, not a curated record
AUGGUUUUUGGCGUGACUAACCUUCCCGAGUCCUUCGCCGGCCGGUUAGGUUCCUCCACACAGCCCAAAAGGCCUUCAGUCAAAUGGGAUCUGGGCUCGAAUUUCGAGUCUGUUGCCAAGGAGCCCACUGCCUCUGGCACGGACUUCCGGCGCGAGAGACUAGACAGCCAGCCGGGUCUCGGCCUCCGCGUCCAACCACAGGUCUACUUCCUGAGGCCGCGGCCGGCAAUUCCGAAGUUGUUAUUCAGCAUAUUGAAUUCCAGCGAUGCCAAUGUGAAGAAGCUUUUACCCAAGAGCCAUCUGUCUCGGGUGAUUAUUCGGGACAACCUCAAUGCACAGCGCAUCUACGAGAUGGAGAUGAAAGCUUCGGACAAGACCAAGAGAAAAAUGAGCCAUUUGUACGACCACCUGAAAAAGAAGUUCAUGACAGACCAGCUGAGGAAGAUGCUGCGCUGGAGGCGGGAGUCUCUGAGCACCCAGCAGUACUUGAAUAGGCAGCGGGUAGGCUCCACUUAGAUGGCAAGCCAGCCACCGUAGCAGUGGCAGAACGAUCUGCCCCGGAACACAGAACCACCCUGGUGAGAGCCGAGGGCCUGGAACUUGCUGGCCUCCACCACUGUAGAGCAAUAAAGGGUUAGCAGCGGAUAGGAUGAGAGCGCAAGUCCUCGGUUCCAGUCUGCUUUGCUCCACCAUCCCCUCCAUGCCAGUGAAAGACCUGCAGCCACCAAUGCUUGGUGGAAGAGGCGGAGUCAAGCCAGUAUUCCUGGUUUGUGUAAACAGGGAAACUUUUGCACCCACAUUUGCUUUCUCUUUUUCCCACUUCCCCCCCCCCCCACCGUCCCCACUCCCUCUCUUUCCUUCAUGUCUACCCUUCCUUCCUUUCUUCCUCAUUUUGGUCUGGAGACAGCUCAGGACUUGCAUAUUCGCAGGGAACAUGCUCUCCCAGUCCCAGUGCGCACAUCCCUGGUGACACAUCUGCCAGCUGCGCUGUGGCUGUUGACAUCUUAGAUGGAAAGGACUGAGCAAUGCCACUGUGCGACAUUCCAGUGGUAAGGAGGUCAGGGUGAGGCACCAGACAGUGUUGUUUCUGCCACCUACCAGCUUGGAUGACCUUGGGACCUCUCUGGGCCCCUGUUUCCUCCUCUGAAAGAAUCAGGCAGGCAGUGAAAAGAUAACCCGCCUCAAGGAGCUGGCAGAGGGCAAGCGGCUGGCCCGGAGCUCAUCCUUUCCAACUGCUGUAACAGUGGCGAUACCCAUGGGCUCCCAGCCUUCCUGGUGCUUCUGCAAAGCACCCCCAGACAUCUCAGACAUCCUGCUUCCUGUCUGCCCCUUCCCAGAGCCUGCUCAAGUCCCGUGCUUGCUUUUCUCGUCGACCUUGGGUUCCCAUGGGGCUUCAUUCUGCCUGCAGUGUAGCACAGGUCUCGGUCCUUAGCCUGAUUAGAUUGUUUACCUUGAGAGCCAGAAGUAAGACCCCUCUCAGAUUUGAUACAGGUCUGUUUUGGAUGCUUCUCCAACCAGCCCUGAUGAUAGGCCACUCUUGUACCCAGAACCCACACCUGUGUCUGUGCCAAGUGUUUGGCUCUGACUUGUUCACACUCUUUUCUUUCUGGUCAGGCUGUGACACUGACAUCUCUAAUCACAAAUCUAGGAAAGGGAACAGGUAUUUGCUUUUAUUUUAUCCUAGAGAAUUUCAUACAAUGUCUCUUGACCCUAGCCAUCCCCACUGCUUUCAUGUCUUUUUUUUUUUUUUUUUUUUUUUUUUUUUUAAGGAAAGACUUUUGAAUCAGAUGAUGUCCUGGUCUUCUGGCUUUGGUUGCCCCUUCUAUGAUGUCCGCCGCGUCUUGAGGAUAGAGUUGUAUUGUAAUUGUAUUACUUGGGGUCAGUUGAUGUCUGCAUUUUGACCAGUUGUAACUUUUUAUGUUUUGCCUACAUCUAUGUCUGUGUACCUUAUGUAUACCUGGUGCCUGCCGAGGCCAGAGGCAGCAUUGGGUCCCCAGACACUGGACUUUCAGAGGGUUGGGAUCGCCGUGUGGGUGCUGGGAAUCAAACUCAGCUCCUCUGCAAGAACAGCUAGUGCUCUUAACAGUCAAGCUAUUUUGGUCUAAUGUAUACCUUUCUGACCUUGAGCUCAAUAUGUAGCUGAUGAUGGCCUUGAACUCCUGAUCCUCCUGCCUCUAUCUCCUGGGUGCUGGGACUAUGGGUGUGUGCUAACACACUCAGUCCAUCCUCACAAUCUUCCUACACUCCUAAGAGAAAGCAUGCUGUAUCUGUGACACUUAUUCUGCUUUAUAGGAUGACAUCUAAUUACAUUCAUUUUUCGGCAAAUACAUCACUUUUAUU